CCUUCGGUAGCUGGCUCUUUUUCAAAAAUCAAAAGGGUCUCCCUCGUAAAUUCAAAAAAUUUCAGGGCGCCAUUUUCAAUUAUUUAAUUUUACAUUUCAACCCUUCCGCACUCUCCGUAUAAAAGCACGUUCCGUUUCAGUGCUGCACAGUGUUACGCAUCACAGAACAGAUUCAAUCAUAAUAAUCAGUUAUUAUGUGCCAAAAGAGGAACACUCGCCGGAGCUCCGGCAACACGACCACCAACAGCGGCGGAACACCGGAAUGGAUCUCCGAAUCAAUCAACGGAGGAUCACUCCGCCACGUGGACCUCCACACUGGAUCCAACGGCUGGGCCUCACCUCCCGGCGACGUCUUCUCCCUCCGCUCCGUCAACUACUUCACAAAACAACAAAAAUCCCCUGCCGGUGACUACCUCCUCUCGCCGGCCGGCAUGGACUGGCUCAAAUCCACCACAAGAAUCGACAACGUCCUCUCACGCUCUGACAAUCGCGUGUCGCACGCGCUCAGAAAAUCACACACCUUAGGUCGCUCCCUCAAGAGCUUCGUUUUCGCUGUGAACCUUCAAAUUCCCUACGGUAAGGACCACCACAGUGCCGUGUUCUACUUCGCAACGAAAGAACCGAUUCGGUCCGGUUCGUUAUUGGACCGAUUCGUUAACGGAGAUGACCGGUUCAGGAACGAGCGGUUUAAGCUUGUGAACCGUAUCGUGAAGGGACCGUGGAUCGUUAGAAAAGCCGUUGGAAACCACAGCGCGUGUUUGUUAGGGAAAGCGGUUACGUGUAACUACCACAGAGGGAGUAACUACUUGGAAAUCGACGUUGACAUUGGGAGCAGUGCGAUUGCGAACGCGAUUUUGAGAAUCGCGUUGGGGUGCGUGACGAGCGUUACGAUCGAUAUGGGUUUUGUUGUGGAGGCGCAGGAGGAGGAGGAGCUGCCGGAGAGGUUGAUUGGCGCUGUUAGGGUUUGCCAGAUGGAAUUGGGGGCUGCGACGGUAGUGGAGUCGGUACACUCACCGUCGAUGGCUGCGGUGGCGCGUGGGAAUGGGUUAGCCAAGGUGAAUCACCAUAAGUCUGCAGAUGAGAUCGUUGGAGUGAAUGGAUAAAUUUAGUUAUAAAAAUUACUUAUCUUUUCUUUUCCCUUUUUGGAUAUUUUUAGUCACUAAGAGUAUAAGAUAAAUUUUUUCUCUGGAUUUUAAUUUAUUAUUACUGAUUUUUCAAUUGUAAUUGAAAAAUAAUAUAAACCAAA
Arachis stenosperma is the source of this 1246-nucleotide messenger RNA. Its product is annotated as protein ENHANCED DISEASE RESISTANCE 2-like. The transcript has a single exon. The record is from RefSeq and is a predicted model, not a curated record. Lineage: Eukaryota; Viridiplantae; Streptophyta; Magnoliopsida; Fabales; Fabaceae. Bases 195 to 1103 code for a protein of 302 amino acids.